GGGAAGAAGUGAUCUGAAUUGUAAGAAGAACAAUUGAUAUACGCAUUCAUUCAUGAGUUUAUCAAGAUGCACAUUCAAUUCUUUAGUUAAGGCUUCUAAACGACUUUAUGAUUCCUGUCGCUUAUUAACUACAUCUCAACUGCUAUUGUUAUCGUCAUCUAAACAAGGUGUAGUUAAUAAACCAAGUGCUUACAAAGCCUUACUGAAAUCAUCAUCAGUUCGACUGUGUAUAGAUGAUUUACCGAGUAGUGCAAAACAGUUUUUCAAUGUUCCUGUUAAUUCAUCAAAUAAAUCCCCUGACUUUAUAGUUGUAUUAUCCAGUGAUGUACAAAAGUUGAUUAAAAAGACUCAAUGUUCUGUCAAUCUUAUUGAAGACGAUUUACAACCACCUUUAAUCCAAUUAGUAUUAAAGGAUAAUGUAUCACAUUCAAGUAAAAAUCUACGAAAAUAUGGUAUUAAUUUACCGGAUAAUAUUCGACCAAAAAUUAUUGGGUUUAAUUCUAAUAUAGACGAAUGUAUGCUAAAUGUUCGGUUGAAACAGGUAGAGGAAUUCCUACAAGCCAGUCAUUCAGUUUUCAUUAUUGUUAAUAUUAUAAGCUUGAAAAAAUUGAUGGCCAUACGAAACAGACAGUCUGUAGCUGUUAAAACAGAUAUUAUUCAUAAAGAUCGAUCGAAUAAUGAACAAGAACAAAUUCAAAACUUACAAAAGAUGGAGUGCGAUAGUGUUGUGAAGAAACUUAGCAAAAUGCUUGAAAAUGUGCCUUGUAAAAUGCGUCACGUGGAUCGGCCUGAUACCUCAAAAGUGGUGUUGCUUUUAGAACCUGUAAAGUGAUAGAUGAUACCUUGGCGAUAUUUAGUUUUCAAUCUUUCUUAACUUGGAAUUAUUUCUCGUCUGUUUAGAAAUUAGAGUGUAAAUAAUGCUGCUUUUUCUUAGGUGUAUUAAAAUUUAUUUGUAAAAUCUUUUUUUACUAUCAGAUGACCAAUUUAAAUAAAACACAACUAUGUAAA
This is a messenger RNA of Trichobilharzia regenti, 1008 nucleotides long. NCBI's taxonomy places the organism in Eukaryota, Metazoa, Platyhelminthes, Trematoda, Strigeidida, Schistosomatidae. The record is from the annotation of a GenBank genome assembly.